GACAACCCGGCCCAGGGAUUUGUCCCCACGGCCGUCCGUUUAGGCCUGGCUGCAAAGCACAGUAGACGCCGAGAAAGACAGAGAACACGAUGAACGGCGCAAUAGACGAACAGGAAUUACUUACAACAGUUCCUAACGUACUCAAGCGUCUCUGUAAAAAAGUUGUUCGAGGAUUCUACGAAAACGAACACGCCGCUAUCAUAACUUUACUUACCAAUUCUCAAUAUCCGUGUUUACAAGAAGAUGAUUUGAUCCGACAGUUGGGCUUUGACAAGAAGCAAUUACGACAAAGUCUAGUGCGCUUAAAGAACGAAAAACUCAUAAAGCAAAGAGUGCACAAGGAAAAGAAUCCCGAGACGGGAGCCCUGAUCAGUUUCAACUACUAUUUUAUUAACUACAAGGUUUUUGUCAAUGUUGUUAAGUACAAGUUGGAUCAUGUGCGAAAGAAGAUUGAAAGCGAAGAAAAGCAAGCGAAAAAUCGGCCAUCGUUUGUAUGUACCCAGUGCGAGAAAAAGUAUUCCGAUUUAGAAGUUGAUCGCUUGUUGGAUCUGGAAACGUGUCAAUUAAAAUGCACCAUAUGUGAGGGCUUAGUAGAGGAGGAUGCUGCUGGAAUUAAACAAAGCAACACUUCCAGAACAAGCUUGGCUCGCUUUAAUGAGCAAAUGGAGCCAAUUUUCCGACUGCUUAGGGACUGUGAAGAUAUCAAUCUAGCACCUGCCAUUCUGGAGCCAGAACCACAGCCAGCCCAACUUGCCAGUGGAAGUCACGGGUCUCGCCCCUCAGGACACCGAGGUAAUAAACCAUCAUGGGCCAAUGAUUCUACUGGUGGCAAUGAUGUGAAUGGACCGGGUAUUAAAGUAGAUAUAAUGGGAGAUGAAAAUGAUGAAGAUGCAGCAACUAACAAACCUCGGGCGAAGGAGGCACCCAUAUGGAUGAGGCAAAGUACAGUGACACCAGCUUUAGGGGUACAAAGUGAUGUUGCUGCCAGUGAUCAAACACGUCAUGGGGGAUCUGACCACAAGAAGCCAGGGACUUCUGGAAAGGAUGAUGAAAUCCUUGCAGAGCUAUUGGUUCAUGAAUCAGUUAAUAAGAAACCACGUCUAGAUAUCAAUGAAGCCCUUGGCGAGGGGGUAGAUAACGAUGACAGUGACUCUGGUCCAAGUGAUGACUCUGACUUUGAGACACCAACUCCUGGACCAGCAGCAAAAGCAAGUGAAGUAACAGAAGCCAUGGAAACUCACACUGAAAGUGAGCAAGAAGAUGACGACACACAUGAAAUCAAAAUUGGAGACAAGAUGGUGCCAAUUGAUGAUGUCACUGAUGAAAUGUUGAGGGAAAUGACGCCAGAGGAGCACGAGGCUUACACCAAAACAUUUCAGCAUGUUUAUAACCAGCUUUACUAGGCAGGCAAAUAAAAAACUUUAUGUAAAGUGGUAGCAUAUUUUUCAACUUCAGUGAAUAGAUGUAGGCAGUAUUUGUUUGGCUUAUUACCAUAAACCCAGCCAUUUCCAAGAUGCAUUAAACAAGGUGCCUGAUGUGUUAAAUUAUAGGUCCGAUGUGUUAAAAUACAGUCAAACGUCCCAUAAGCGACCACCCAAUAUGUCAAGCCUGAGAGAUUACUUAUGGAAGGUGGUCACCUAUGAGAGCUUAGAUCAUAUUGGGUCAAAAUUUUUCUUCAUUAGCAUAUGGUAAUUGCAGAGACUUACCCUAUGUUUUAACUGUUUUAUUCAUGUGAAAAGUCAAUUUUGAGAAAAAACCUGGUACUUCCCAUAGAGAAAUUUCUGCCUCUCAUACUACCCAGGAAUGCAGUAAUGUUACACCCUUGUCAUCCAAUUUAUGCCUUAUUAUCUGUCAAGUGGUCGCUUACAGGAGGUUAGAAACGAAAGAAAAUUUCGAACUUUUAGCUCUAAAAGUGGUUGCGGUUGCUAACAAGAGGUGGUCGCUUACAAAAGGUUCCAAAUAUAGUGAUUU
Messenger RNA from Orbicella faveolata, 1971 nucleotides. Its product is annotated as general transcription factor IIE subunit 1-like. Gene Ontology annotation, biological process: transcription initiation at RNA polymerase II promoter. Gene Ontology annotation, cellular component: transcription factor TFIIE complex. NCBI's taxonomy places the organism in Eukaryota, Metazoa, Cnidaria, Anthozoa, Scleractinia, Merulinidae. The record is from RefSeq and is a predicted model, not a curated record.